Molecule: messenger RNA, 3489 nt
Organism: Xiphias gladius (swordfish)
Lineage: Eukaryota; Metazoa; Chordata; Actinopteri; Istiophoriformes; Xiphiidae
Gene: ryk
Product: receptor like tyrosine kinase
Exons: 16
Coding region: 508-2391 (627 amino acids)
Biological process (GO): cell surface receptor protein tyrosine kinase signaling pathway; multicellular organism development; positive regulation of kinase activity
Cellular component (GO): signaling receptor complex
Molecular function (GO): protein kinase activity; ATP binding
Source: RefSeq, a predicted model, not a curated record
CUGUUCGGAGCAGUGAGCGUCUCCGCUGCCCCUCCUUCCUGCUCCGAGUGAAAACUGAGAUAGUGAGGAAAAAGCAACGGGAGGAAAGACCAUGGAGGGAGAAAGCUGGAUGUAUUAGCUACUUUGCUACUUUAGGGGACUUCUUUCAUUCUUUCUUUUUGCCAGCACAAAUCAAAGCGCCUCGAUGUGGCGAUAUCCGGUGUGUAUUUUAUGUGCUUGGAAAACGUCGUAAAUCUUCCCGACGUUCAAACAUUCAACGAGAGUCUUGCCGCGGACGGUUAGCACGACCCGACCAGAGUUGUUAGCCUUCUCCGGCUAGUUUAGCCUGCCUCAGCUAGCAAGAGAGGACAAAAACAGGCUAGUGGAAAAGGAGUUAAUGCUACAAGUGGCGCUGCGGCGUAAAGUAACUAGUAAUGUUGCCUCCUGGGAUUAACUUCAGAUACGGAUGAGAAAGAGAUUGGCGACUGGGGAACACCGAGAACAACUGCGAGCCAGAGGACCACUGCUAUGUUGGGGUUGAUUCACGGCUCUGGCAGCCCGUCUGAGUCCCGAGGUUGGCCACACUCGGUGCUGUGGAGGCUUGGGGGCUUCUUCUUCCUUCUGCUGCUGGAAGGGGCCGGCUGCCUCGCUAGCCCGAGCAGCACUUCAUUCGUCAACAAUAACAACCACCCUAGUGUCAACAUAUACAUGAGUGUGGAGGAAGUGAAGAAGCUUUUGGGCCUAGAUGCAGAGCUUUACUAUGUGCGAGAUGAUGUGGUGAAUCAUUAUGCGCUCUCCUUCACCCUUCCCGUGCCCAGUGAAACCAACAGCCUUCACUUCACAUGGCAUUCCAAGACAAAAGUUGACUACCGGCUUGGCUUCUACGUGGAAAACCCUGUUGCCAUGAACCAACCAAGGAGCAACAUCUCCAGUCAAGGGGAGGUGCCCCGUGUUCCCUCUGUCUUUAGAGUGGACCUCUUUUGUUCUGGCAAGGUAGAUGGAGAGGCUGUUUUGACAGUACAGCUCAAUCUGACCAUCCAUGCCAACAACUACACAGUGCUCAACUUCAAGAGGAGGAAAAUGUGCUAUAAGAAUUCUGACCCAAAGAUUCUCAUUCCCCUCAACAAUAAUACUGUUCAACGGCCUGACUUAGACGGUGUGACCACCCCCACCAGCUCCACUCAGGUGUUCUAUAUAAGCGUGAGCGUCUGCUGCAUUGUCAUCUUCCUCGUGGCUAUCAUCCUGGCCAUCCUGCAUCUGCACAGCAUGAAGAGAGUAGAGAGCGAGGACAGUGUGAGUGACAGUGGGAGCUCGCAGGGCUUGUCUCAGCCAUCCACCCAGACCACACAGUACCUGAGGGCUGACACUCCAAACAACGCAGCCCCUGUCACAAACAAUCACCCUGGUUCUGCACCCAUACUCCAGCUUGCUGCCUCCUCCUUCCAAAACCCUGGUGCUCCCCCCCAUGAAACCAAAAGCUACCCAUCUCUCCGCAUUGAGAAGAACGACCUGAGGAGCGUUACUCUAAUGGAGGCCAAGGCUAAAGUAAAAGACAUUGCCAUCUCAAGGGAGAGAGUCACACUACGAGACGUCUUGCAUGAAGGCACGUUUGGCCGCAUCUUCCAUGGUGUGCUGCUGGAUGAAAAGGACCCAAGUAAGGAAAAGGAGGUCUUUGUGAAGACAGUGAAAGAUCAUGCGUCUGAGGUGCAGGUGACCAUGAUGUUGACUGAAAGUUGCAAACUCCGUGGACUUCAUCAUAGAAAUCUAUUGCCCAUAAGUCAUGUGUGUACGGAGGACGGAGAAAAGCCAAUGGUGCUGUUGCCUUUCAUGGCUUGGGGGAAUCUCAAGCUGUUCCUGCGGCAGUGCAAGCUAGCUGAGGCUAACAACCCACAGGCGAUCUCUCAACAAGACUUGGUUUAUAUGGCCAUCCAGAUUGCAUGUGGAAUGAGCUACCUGGCUCGCAGGGAGGUCAUACACAAAGAUCUCGCCGCCAGGAACUGUGUCAUUGAUGACAACAUGCAGGUGAAGAUUACAGACAAUGCCCUUGCUCGAGACCUAUUUCCUAUGGAUUACCACUGUCUAGGGGAUAAUGAGAACCGGCCUGUUCGCUGGAUGGCCCUGGAAAGCUUGCUCAACAAUGACUUCUCUAGUGCAAGUGAUGUGUGGGCCUUUGGAGUGACCCUGUGGGAACUGAUGACUCUGGGUCAAACCCCCUACGUCGACAUCGACCCUUUUGAGAUGUCGGCCUACCUGAAGGAUGGCUACAGAAUAGCACAACCUAUCAACUGUCCAGAUGAACUGUUUGCAGUCAUGGCUUGUUGCUGGGCACUGGACCCAGAGGAGAGGCCCAAGUUUCAGCAGCUUGUUCAGUGUCUCACAGAGUUCCACGCAGCGUUGGGGGCUUACGUUUGAAAGCAAGCUUUUUUGUUUUUGUUUUUUUCUUCAAGAAGAGCAACUUUAAAAGCUGGUGGACCCUAUUCAUAAGGAAUACAUGUAGGAAAUUGUGCCUUAUCAGAUGACAGAGCAGGCCUGCGCCCAAUGAUUUUAUUUUGUACAGUCUUUUGGAGUUUUUAUAUAGAUGAAUUACCUUUUUACAGCAUAGCAAAGUAAAAGGAAUCCUUGUUGAAUAUUGUUUCAUAUGCUUUGAAAGCGUCUAGAAAUGGUAAUUGCGGUGCUUCACCCUUGCCAAGAGGACUGGAACUGUGGAAAGAUGUCCUCAUCUGUACAGAACAUCAACACUUAUGGAUUUUUUGUGCCAUGGAACAUUUUUUUAAAGAUUCUGACAACCUGGAUAUAAGACAGUAUUUUCUACAGUUUUGUUACUUAGUGACACAGUGUAAAUUGUAGAUGUGCUUUGGAUGACAGUAACUACAGCAGACUGAUUUAGGUACCAAAGUAGACAUAAGGGCUUAAUUUGUGUAUGAAACUGUCAAGCAUGCUGCCUCACUCGAGCUUGGUACGAGAGACUUCUUGGAAACCAGAGUUGUGUUUGUUGAGAUGAUUUCUGACACCUCUUCAAAUGGUACACCGUUUUCUCUGGAUGACACUAACAACGUGAUGCAGCGUGGAGCAGAUAUGUGGACACCACAGCUCCUACAGUAUAAGCACCACACAGCUUCUUAUGUAACGUGAUUUUUAGAACAACACCCGGAGUGAAUUUUGGGCACUGUUGUCAUUAUUUGAAUGCCACAAUAUUCUUUCUCUUUUGUAUAUUUUAUUUCCACUAUCACAUUCUCCAGACAAAAUUAUCCUAAUGUCUCUAUUUUCUAAGCUUGAUUGUUCUGCGUCAGAACACAGCCCCUCACAGGAGUUUGCGACUGAUUUCUUUCGAGUAACUAAACACUAAUAAUCACUGUGAACACACACAACUGCCUACCAGCUUGGUCUAAUCUUACUCUCCCACCUUUAACAUCUUUGUGAUGUGUCUGUAUGGUCACUGCAUGUUGAAUUAAGGUUGUAAACUGCUUCCCGAGUUCGUAUCCACAAAUUAAAUGGGAUUUUUUAAAUAGA